AGGAUUCUAGCAUUUUAUUCACAGUUUUUACAAAGAGUUGUAAUAGUGCUGAUUAUUUCCAAGUCUUAUUUUAUACAAAUAUUAAUUUCCAUUCAACAUCAUGAAAUAUUCGGUCGCAUUGUGUUUAUUGGCACUUGUUAUAAUACAACAAUGUAUGAGUACUCACAUUCAUCAUCAAGGAGAAAAAGACUUCAAGGAUCAUGAUGAAGAUGACAAUACUCACAUGAGCCAUGAAGGAUGUGACCAUCCAGAUCACGAUCACAAACAUGAUCACGAUCACAAACAUGAUCAUGAUCACAAACAUGAUCAUGAUCAUAAGGAGGAAGAUCACAGUGAUCAUCACCAAUUUGGAAAACACGUAGGUUAUACUGCUGAAGAAUAUGCCGCUCGCAUUCGCCAUCAAAAACAUUAUGGUCAAGUCUACUAACGACAAGAUCGCAUGAGCCAAAAAUAAUAAUUAUUAUUCUAAGCAUUUAUAACAACACGGUAGUUAGAUAUAGGCUAAAUUUAUAUUUCAUCAAAAUAAUUAGUAUAGCAUUGUGCAAUGUAUUUUUAAAUCAAUUUUUUGGGGAUAAAUAAUAUUAUGUAGCAUUAUAGAUUAAGUUAAGAAAAGUUGCUCAAAAUAUUUAUAAUAAAUUCACUUCAUAACAAUAAAAAUCUAAUUCAACUAGUAAUAAUAUUUAUGAAUAUUAUUGUUAUCCAUUGUCAAAAACAUACUUAAAUAACAAAAAAUAAUAAUACUAUUAUUAAAAUGUAAUGAAUACAAUGUAAUAUUUUCAAAGUAAUCCAGAACUAUUGUUAACAUAAAUGAAUAUUAUAAAAAUAUAAAAUUUUAAACACAAUCGAUAAAUUUAAUAUAAAUUAAUUUUCUGUAGCCUAAUCUAUCUAGUAUAAAUUAGUGAAAUAUUCAAGAUGAUAUUAUUUAGAAAUUUGUGAAAAACAAGACAACCGUAGAGAAACUUAAAAAAUUAAAUUCAAUUGAAAAUCCAUACAGUUAAUUUUAAUUGAUGACGAGAUACACUCGAAACAGUCGAAACAUACUAUACAGAAGGCCGACUUCCAUGGAUGACCUAUUUUAUGUUAAAAAUUCUAAAUUGUAUUGUAUUUAAUUAUUAAAACUGUUUAUUGUAAUGAUUGUUAUAGAAUAAAUUAUUAACAUAAUCUAAAUAAAUUGUUAUUUUUGAAAAUAA
Aphis gossypii (cotton aphid) is the source of this 1190-nucleotide messenger RNA. Its product is annotated as protein catecholamines up-like. The transcript has 2 exons. NCBI's taxonomy places the organism in Eukaryota, Metazoa, Arthropoda, Insecta, Hemiptera, Aphididae. The coding region runs from base 101 to 427 and encodes 108 amino acids. The record is from RefSeq and is a predicted model, not a curated record.